CAUGAAUAAAAACUAAACAAGCAAGAAAAAUAGAAAAGAAAGAACAAGACAAAACUCAAGAAAAAAGUGUGAAGAAAAGAAGAAAGGAAAAACUAAAGACAAAAAAAAAUGGCUUCCAACUUUCUUUGGUACAAAUGUAGAUAAAAGUCCAAAACUUAGUCUAAAAUUAACAAUUGUCUAUAUUACUUAUGUAAUCCCAUAUAAUUUUAAUAAUUAAAUUCCAAAAUCAGAAUUUCAUUUCUCUCAUUUUUUUGCAAAAAGUCCAAAAUUGGUUUCUAAAUAGAAAUCAAACUGCUUUUCUUUUCUUUAAUCAAAACUGCCAAUUUUGCCAUUCUGUCAAUUCCUUCAGUCUAGCCAUCCAUUCUUCUGGAUAUUGCAAAUCCUUCACCUUCUUGCAUAUAGGAUUCUUGCUGUGGUUAUUGUAUGUGAAAGAGUUUUUCAUUCCCAACUGCACAUAGGCAUUUGGAGAGCCACUUCAUUAUCAACCAUUUCCUGGUAGUGGUAUAGAAAAAUAAUUUAAGUGUCAUCAACAUAUUGGUAAUACCCAACUUCAGAAUUUCUAAUAUCAUAUCAUAGAUAUUGAAAUGCACAGAAUUGGAGACUUGAUUUUUUAUCAUGCAAUUGUCCAUUUCAUAGAAUCAUAGGGCUGGAAGGGACCUGCGAAGUAAGGCACUAUCAUAUUCCAUCCUAGACGGAGGGCUACCCCAAUCUUUUCUUGAAAACCUCCAGUGAUAGAGCACACUGCUUCGUUGAUUAAAUGGUCCUCACUGUCAGGAAAUUUCUCCUUACUUCUGGGUCGGAGCUCGCUUCAAAAGCUCACACCCUUUACUUCUUGUCCUGUCCUCAGAUGUUUUGGAGAAUAGGUUGACCCAGUUUUCUCUGUGACAGCUCCUCAAAUACUGGUAGACAGCUACUUUCAUGUCAUCUCUAAUCCUUUGUUAGGCUAGUUCCUGUAACCAUUCAUCAUCAUAUAGUUCAGCCUCUAGUCUCCUUAUCAUCUUUAUUGCUCCUCUUUGCAGUCUUUCUAGGACCUCAGCAUCUUUUUUUUGUAUCAUAGUGACCAGAACUGGGUACAGUGUUCCAAGUGUGAUCUCACCAGUGCAAUAUAAAGUUUUACUAUAAUUUCCUGUGAUCUUGAUCCUAUUCCUCUGUUGAUGCAGCCAAAGACUGCAUUAGAUUUUUUGACUGCUAUAACACACUGCUGGUUUAUACUUAAGUGAUGGUCCACUAGGACACCAAAUCCCUCUCACAGUUACUAUUGUUGAUCCAGGUACUGCUUAUUCUGUACCUGUGUAUUUGCCUAAAGACAGGAACUUACUUUUCUCGCCUCAAUGGAUCUUAUUGAAGAUGGCCCAAUGCUCAAGUCUGUCAAGAUCCUUCUGAAUCGUUAUCUUUCAAAGCAUUGGCAAUUCCCCCCAACUUGAUAUUGCCUGCAAGUUUUAUGAGUUCCCCUUCUAUCCUCUCAUCUAGAUGAUUUGUGAAGAUGUUGAAGACCGUUGGGCCCAAGACUGAGGAACUCCAGUACAUGCCUCCCACCAUAUAGAUGGAAUUUCAUUGAGAACUAUAUGCUGGGUGCAGUUGAUCACAUUGACGAAAGGACUGUGUGCAACAGUGUUGCUCCUGAAAAGGAUGUGGAUGGAUUCCAUAUUUUCAAUAUUGGGCGAUUGUGUCUUGACCAGCCCUCCGUUAUACCUGCCACUGCUGCUGCAGUUUGGGAAAUAAUAAAGAGAACCGGAAUACAAACAUUUGGAAGAAAUGUAGUUGUGGUUGGAAGAUCAAAAAAUGUUGGAAUGCCCAUUUUAAUGCUUUUGCAUACUGAUGGGGAACAUGAAAGGCCUGGAGGUGACGCUACUGUAACAAUAACCCAUAGAUAUACACCAAAAGAUCAGCUGAUGAUCCAUACACAGCUUGCGGACAUUGUGAUAGUUGCUGCAGGUAUUCCAAAGUUAAUUACUUCUGAUAUGAUUAAAAGAGGAGCCGCAGUGAUUGAUAUUGGUAUCAACCAUAUUCAUGAUCCUGUCACUGGAAAGACAAAAUUAGUAGGAGAUGUAGACUUUGAAGAAGUAAAGAAGAAAGCUAGUUUUAUCACCCCUGUCCCAGGAGGUGUGGGACCAAUGACAGUUGCCAUGCUCCUGAAGAAUACCUUAAUUGCUGCAAAGAAAUUGAUUUACUAAAAUGUAUAAAUUGAAGUAAUUCUAUAGUUAUAUAAACAUUUAUUUUUGUUACAAAUGUAUUUAUUAAAAUGUGUUUAUGUUAGAUUACUGAGAAAAGAUUUAUUUCUAAAUCUGUUACAAAAAUGUAUACUUGCAAAGGACUAACUUAACUGAUUUAAGGUUGAAAUUGAUGUAACUUCUAUGCAUUAAUCCCUGUCUAAAUGUUUGGUUCCUGUUGGAACUGUGCUGUUUUUCAAACAUAUAUUAACAACUGGAUUUGAAAUGAAACCAAAACCUGGGUCUGAGUUCAGAUGUAAACUGAAGUGCAACUCCAGCAGACAAUAAUAAGGGCUCACAAUCCAUUAUGCACACUGAUGUGGGGACACUCAAAUGAAUGCUAAGAACUAUGAAAGAUGCUUAACAGACAUAAAUCAGGAGUUUAUCUCUGGAAACAUGGUUUUGUUGAUAAAUAUAUUAUGUUCACAAUUGCAAAAAAAUAAAUAGUGUACAAAUUUUAA
Crotalus tigris (Tiger rattlesnake) is the source of this 2671-nucleotide messenger RNA. RefSeq names its product methylenetetrahydrofolate dehydrogenase (NADP+ dependent) 2 like (gene MTHFD2L). Bases 1566 to 2174 code for a protein of 202 amino acids. The record is from RefSeq and is a predicted model, not a curated record. Gene Ontology annotation, cellular component: mitochondrion. Lineage: Eukaryota; Metazoa; Chordata; Lepidosauria; Squamata; Viperidae. The transcript has 6 exons. Gene Ontology annotation, molecular function: methylenetetrahydrofolate dehydrogenase (NAD+) activity; methylenetetrahydrofolate dehydrogenase (NADP+) activity; methenyltetrahydrofolate cyclohydrolase activity. Gene Ontology annotation, biological process: tetrahydrofolate interconversion.